Molecule: messenger RNA, 3362 nt
Organism: Closterium sp. NIES-67
Lineage: Eukaryota; Viridiplantae; Streptophyta; Zygnematophyceae; Desmidiales; Closteriaceae
Source: the annotation of a GenBank genome assembly
AGGAGAACGAACGGCAGAUGUGUCCCGCUUUCCGUAACAAGUCAAGGCAGGUUAUGGCACCGCGACCCAACGACGUAACGAAGCAACGACGCAGCGACGAGUCUUAGGAUGGGACACACCAUCACCAUCACCAUCGCCAUGAUUCCUCAGACUCCCUAGGAGGCGGCCGGCGGCUCGAUUCCUCAGUCUGUUAAUGAUUGCGUCCACGCGACGACGGAACGCGGCGCUCGAUCAGGGACGGCUUCAGCCUAGACAUCUGCUCCGAUCGAGUCGAUCCUUCUGCCGCGGUUCAAUCCAUCACCUCGGUAUUUUGAGUCGACUCAAAAUACACCUGGGCAAGCUGACACACGGCUUAUUCAAGGGGAGACGUGCUUUGAUAGCAUGGAAACUACCGCUCCAUCAGGGACGGCUUCAGUCUAGACAUCAGGGACGGCUGAUUGCGUCCACGCGACGACGGAACGCGGCGUUCGAUCAGAGACGGCUUCAGUCUAGACAUCUGCUCGAUCAUUCUGCCGCCGUUCAAUCCAUCUCCUCGGUAUUGCCGAAUGAUGCGGGAAAUAGCGGGCGGCGCUUAGAGCUUUGCCGAGCUUAGAGCUUAGUCGAGCUUAGAGCCUAGUCGAGCUUAGAGCUUAGUCGAACUUAGAGCUUAGUCGAACUUAGAGCUUAGUCGAGCUUAGAGCUUAGUCGAACUUAGAGCUUAGUUGAAGACGCCGUUCCCUUGAGAAUAGAAGUUCGAAAUUCGAGCACGAACCAUCCUAACCAUCUCAUAGUGGUCAUGCACCGCUAUAGCGCCUCUCAAUCGCAAGACGGAAAGAGAAUCCGUCAGUGUUACUCACCGAGCAGAUUUUUCAGUCGACUCAAAAAGUAUCUGCUAGUGUUACUCACCGAGCAAUCUGCGGAAAGUAGAAUGCUCGCCGCGAUGAUUCGGACGGCACGUGGCUGCCACGUGCUCGGCGCGUGGCUGCUGCCACGUGUCGUGCUUCUACUGUUGGCCUCCGCGACUUACGUCGCGUCGUGCAAUCCGUCGUCCCUUCGGGGAUUCGCCAAUUCCGUUGAUCUAUCUGGAAAUGGUCUCGUUCUCCAUUGGACCCUCAACUCCUCUCAGCUCCAGCUCGCCCUAGAAGCCAAACCCAGCAGUGGGGCCGAGUCCGGCUGGUUCUCGGUCGGCUGGUCGGCAAAAUCCGGACGCAUGUAUCCUGCUGAUUGCGUGAUUGGGAACCUUCCGGGAAGCAGCGUGGCCGCGUAUCACAUCAGUGGGUACAGCCAGUCUGACGUGGCGCCCUCUGAUAGGUUCAGCGUCGGGUCGCCUGUGCUGUCUGCUGGAUUGACUGGCGACAGGAUUAUGAGGUUCACACGGUCGAGGGGAGAUGGAGGGGCGGUACCAGUGAGCUUCAGUGGCAGCAGCAGCCUCAUCUGGGCUUUCUCUAAGUCCGGUUCAACCACGCUAGCCUUCCACGGCCGCAACCAAGGUUCGAUGAAUGUGGACUUCUCGUGUAAGGCUGCUCCCAGUAGCUCGGGAGGAAGUCGGGGUGGUGGCGACAACGACAGUGGAAAAGGCGAUGACAAUGAUGAUGAUGAUGAUGAUGAUGAUGAUGAUGAUGAGGGGGAGGGUGGAUUUGAAAGGGGGAAUGAUGAUGACGCAGACGAUGACGAUGAUGAUGAUGAUGAUGAUGACGAUGACAGGGAUGGUGAUAGGGAUGACGAUAGGGAUGACGAUAGGGAUGAUGAUGACGACGAUGAUAAGGAGGAUUAUUUUAAAGUGGGGGAAGAUGAUGACGACGACAAGGGCAAUGGCAAUGGUGAUAGUGAUGAUAAGGAGGAGGACAGAGGGAGCCAAUCACUGGCGUCCACGUCAGCAGCCUCUUCAGGCAGUGGCAGUGGCAGCGGGGCAUGCCAGGUGUCAACUCUGCCAGGAUAUGCGUGCUCCAUUCGACUCAAAGGCAACGAUUUCGUCCUGCACUGGAAGACUGGGGCAACCACUGUAGCUAUGGCUGCUGAGGUGGCGACAUCUGGUUGGGUGGCGGUCGGAUGGUCUACGAGUGGCAAGAUGUACCCUGCUGACGCAGCCAUUGGGAAUGUGCCACGUGGCACUCGUAGCAGCGUGGCGGCUGUGGGAGCGUACCAUAUGAGCGGGUAUGGAGUAGCUGACGUGGCGCUGACGUCAUCGUUCGAGGUGACCAAUACGACGGCGACAACUGUGAAUGGGAAAACAACAAUCUCAUUUGAGCGUCCCCUCUCAGUCGGCUCUGUCCCUAUCAGCGCCAAUGGCGCCACCACUGUGCUCUGGGCGUUCUCUCGCUCUGACUCCCAAGAGCUGGAAGACCACGGGCCGAACAAAGGUUCUGUUAGAAUCAACCUCGUUUCAGGCACAGUAGAGGUGGGAGAGUCAGAAAGCAGCGCUGCAACUCUUUAUGUCGCACACGGGUGGAUCCUCACUGUAGCUUUUGGCAUUCUCAUGCCGACCGCCAUGCUUGUAUCGAGGAUAUUCCUGGCGGAUAAGCCAACUGCAGACCCUGCUACUGUAGCAGCGCAGGCAGAAGCAGCAAGGGGAGCGGGAUUAGGGUUACCAGUUCAGCCAACGUUACAAGAAGAAAAGGAUUUAGAGCAACUGCACUUAAUAGCAGCAGGAGAAGAAUCAGUGACUGUAAUGCCGGUUACCACAGCAACCGUAGGGAAGCCAUGGGUCAGCAAGGCUCAGGCGUUUGAGGCUCACAAGUGGAUCAUGCUCCUAGCUGUCACGCUCUCAUUGGCCGGAAUCAUCAUGGCGUUUGUCGAAUCGGGAUCGAGCUCCCUGCAGUCGACACAUGGCAGGCUGGGAUUAGCCGUGCUGCUGCUGAUCGUUCUCCAGCCAAUCAUAGGCCAGCUGAGGCCGAUCAAGAGCCACUUCGCGCGGCGCUAUUGGUUCGCGCUGCAUUGGGUGGUUGGCGUGGCGAUUGUGGUAAUGGCUUGGAGCAACACGUACCUUGGGCUCGAGCUGGCUAGCGAGAGAUUCGGCUACAACACUGAUUGGUGUGGUAUUGCAUUCUCCACAAUGAUUGGUCUAUUCACUAUAGCCUAUGCAAUCGAUUUCGCCUGGGACCUAGUGGGCUCCACAAUGCUUCGAUAUAAGCAGCCCCACAUUGAGUUGCAGAUGCUCAAUCCAAAGAGGGUGGAGGUCGUGUUGAUGUUGUAAUGAUCGAAUGGCAAUUUGUACCAUGAUAAUGCCAUUCGACUCUUGCCUCUUAUGCAAUGCAAGCAUACUACAUCAUUGAGAAGAAAUGUGUUCUCCAUGUUAGUUGAGGACAAUUAGGGAUUGUACCUUGUAUUUUCCCGUCACUUGAAAAGGACAACCAAGGUUUGUUGUAGUUUGCAUUAUGUAAAAA